AACGACCUUUCAUCAUUGUUUACCGGGAGUCUCUUUCCCACAAUCGCAUUGGGCAGCGCAGUCAGCUUCACGUUGAGCGCUUCUGAGCAGCGUUUCUUCUGUUUCGCAGGGAGAACCAAUAAACGACGUCCUGCAUUCUCUCCGAGAAUCACAGUACCUGAGCAAGACAGGCGGCCAUUAUGCCAGCAGAAAGCAAAGUCUCGAAAGAUGCAGCGCCGAUGCAGGGUCGUUCUUGCUACAUCGACCCUUCGUCCUUGAAGCAUGGCAAGAAACCUGGAUACUCUCACAAACUUGACGCUCUGAGACGUGUGUACUUCAAGCAACCCGCUAGCGAUGCACACCAGUACCUGGAUGUCGGCUGUGGUUCUGGAGGUUUCACCAGAGAUGCUCUACUGGAACAAGUCCGUCCCUGCCGGAAAAUCGUGGCCGUGGACAGGGAGGAUACGUUGUUGGAGUACGCGCGCGAGCACGCCAGCCACCCUGACAUCAUCUAUGAGCUGCUUGACAUUGAGAAGGAUGAUCCACAGCCGCUAAUUGAUAAGUACGGUCAAUUCGAGCGUAUCUACUCGUUUCUGGCGCUUCAAUGCGUCCGAGAUUUGGAGGGCGCGUACAGGAGAAUGUUCCGGCUACUGAAAAAUGGCGGGGAAUGCGCCCUCGUUACGCUCACGGGGUCUGUCAUCACGGACGUCAUGCACCGGCUCAGCAGCAUGGAGAAGUGGAAGAACUACGUUCCGGAUCCUAAAAAACUGUACUCCGAGCGCUUCUCCUUCAAGGCUCCUAUUGUGGCAGAGGCAGUUGUGGAGGCAGAGCGAAAGGCUGCGGCCGGAGCAGGGCUUAAUCUCGUGUCGUGUUGUGUGUACGACAGCCAGUGGAUCAUGCCUGAUGUGGAGGCUUGGAUAGAUCUCUACGUGCCUGCCUUCAAGUUGGCAGUCAAUAUUCCCGAAGAGCAACGUGGCGCCUUCCGGAAUGACUGCAGAACUCUGCUGGCACAGAACACGACUUCGACAGCCGAAGGAUGCUCCAUGAGACACAGCUUUGUUGUAGUCCACUUGGAGAAAGCCCCUCAAGAAUAGCGUCAGUGUUGGCUUUAUUUGAAUUCAGAAGGUCAGCCUAUUUACAUUCUCUGGAAUAUGAUGACCAACUUGCCAAACACAGGCGCAAUGAAUAAAACACUGUGUUAGGCAGCUGGCACCUUACCGCGGUGUAACAUUGCCUAUAGCCUUGAUUAAAUGUGCUAUUCUACCACAUCUAAUAGUUCUUGAUCAGAUUCAUAUAAUAAAGCACACAGCGUCAGCACCUUUA
Molecule: messenger RNA, 1302 nt
Organism: Dermacentor andersoni
Lineage: Eukaryota; Metazoa; Arthropoda; Arachnida; Ixodida; Ixodidae
Product: juvenile hormone acid O-methyltransferase-like
Biological process (GO): ubiquinone biosynthetic process
Molecular function (GO): polyprenyldihydroxybenzoate methyltransferase activity
Source: RefSeq, a predicted model, not a curated record